CCCCUCCCCUGACACCCAGAGCCCACGAUGGCAGAGCUGCCAGUGUCGGAGACGCCCAGGGACCCCACUCUGUGCAGUGGGCGCUUCACCAUCAGCACGUUGCUGGGGGGCGAAGAACCCCCCCCACCGGCCGCCUAUGACAGCAGCCACCCCAGCCACCUGACGCACGGCAACACCUUCUACAAUCGCACCUUUGGCUACAACACUAUUGAUGUGGUGCCCGCCUACGAGCACUAUGCCAACAGCGCCCUGCCUGGCGAGCCCCGAAAGGUCCGGCCCACGCUGGCCGACCUGCACUCCUUCCUCAAGCAGGAAGGCAGCCACCUGCAUGCCCUCGCCUUUGACAGCCGGCCCAGCCAUGAGAUGACUGAUGGGCUGGUGGAGGAUGAGGCAGGUACCAAUGGCGAGAAGAACCCUGAGGAGCCUGUGCGCUUUGGCUGGGUCAAAGGGGUGAUGAUCCGCUGCAUGCUCAAUAUCUGGGGUGUGAUUCUCUACCUGCGGCUCCCCUGGAUUACCGCCCAGGCGGGCAUUGUCCUGACCUGGAUCAUCAUCCUGCUCUCGGUCACCGUGACCUCCAUCACGGGCCUCUCCAUCUCUGCCAUCUCCACCAACGGCAAGGUCAAGUCAGGUGGCACCUACUUCCUCAUCUCCCGGAGUCUCGGCCCAGAGCUCGGCGGCUCCAUCGGCCUCAUUUUUGCUUUCGCCAACGCCGUGGGCGUGGCCAUGCACACUGUGGGCUUCGCAGAGACUGUGCGGGACCUGCUCCAGGAGUAUGGCUCGCCCAUCGUGGACCCCACCAAUGACAUCCGCAUCAUCGGCGUGGUCACCGUCACUGUUCUGCUGGCCAUCUCCCUUGCUGGCAUGGAGUGGGAGUCCAAGGCCCAGGUGCUCUUCUUCCUCGUCAUCAUGGUCUCGUUUGCCAACUACCUGGUGGGGACGCUGAUCCCCCCAUCUGAGGAGAAGGCCUCCAAAGGCUUCUUCAGCUACCGAGCGGACAUUUUUGUCCAAAACUUGGUGCCUGAAUGGAGAGGCAUGGAUGGCAGCUUCUUCGGGAUGUUUUCCAUCUUCUUCCCCUCGGCCACAGGUAUCCUGGCAGGAGCCAACAUCUCUGGGGACCUCAAGGACCCUGCCGUAGCCAUCCCCAAGGGCACGCUCAUGGCCAUUUUCUGGACCACCGUCUCCUACCUGGCCAUCUCAGCCACCAUCGGCUCCUGUGUGGUUCGAGAUGCCUCCGGGGGGCUAAAUGACACGGUGACCCCCGGCUCAGGCACGUGCGAGGGGCUGGCCUGUGGCUACGGCUGGAACUUCACCGAGUGCAGCCAGCGCCACAGCUGCCGCUACGGCCUCAUCAACUACUACCAGACUAUGAGCAUGGUAUCAGGCUUCGCACCCCUGAUCACAGCCGGCAUCUUUGGGGCCACCCUCUCCUCUGCCCUGGCCUGUCUCGUCUCUGCCGCCAAAGUCUUCCAGGUUCUUGUGCUGAUUCAAUGGACUCGUGUACAGAAGACCUGGCGCAUAGAGGUGCUCGUCUUGUUUGGGGAUCGUGAAGAAGCAGGCCCCGAGACAAGGAUUCAUGUGCAUAAGUGUACUGGGGUGCCAGAGCAGGGGGCUCCUGAGCUCAACACCAUCGCCCCCAUCAUCUCCAACUUCUUCCUCUGCUCCUACGCCCUCAUCAACUUCAGCUGCUUCCACGCCUCCAUCACCAACUCGCCCGGGUGGAGACCCUCGUUCCGAUACUACAGCAAGUGGGCAGCGCUGUUUGGGGCGAUCAUCUCCGUGGUCAUCAUGUUCCUGCUCACCUGGUGGGCGGCCCUCAUCGCCAUCGGUGUGGUCCUCUUCCUCCUGCUCUAUGUGAUCUACAAGAAGCCAGAGGUGAACUGGGGCUCCUCGGUACAGGCGGGCUCCUACAACCUGGCCCUGAGCUACUCUGUGGGUCUCAACGAGGUGGAGGACCACAUCAAGAACUACCGCCCCCAGUGCCUGGUGCUCACGGGGCCCCCCAACUUCCGCCCGGCCCUGGUGGACUUUGUGGGCACCUUCACCCGGAACCUCAGCCUGAUGAUCUGCGGCCACGUGCUCAUGGGCGCCCGCAAACAGAGGAUGCCUGAGCUCCGGCUCAUCGCCAGCGGGCACACCAAGUGGCUGAACAAGAGGAAGAUCAAGGCCUUCUACUCCGACGUCCUCGCCGAGGACCUGCGCAGUGGCGUCCAGGUUCUCAUGCAGGCUGCAGGUCUCGGGAGGAUGAAGCCCAACAUUCUGGUGGUCGGGUUCAAGAAGAACUGGCAGUCGGCUCACCCAGCCACGGUGGAGGACUACAUUGGCAUCCUGCACGACGCUUUUGAUUUCAACUACGGUGUAUGUGUCAUGAGGAUGCGGGAGGGCCUCAACAUCUCGGAGGUGAUGCAGGCACACAUUAACCCUGUGUUUGACCCAGCAGAGGACAGCAAGGAAGCCAGAGCCGGCGGGGCCCAGCUGUCUGUCUCUGGCACAGUGGACCCCGAGGCCUUGGUGCAGGAGGAGCAGGCCAGCACCGUCUUCCAGUCGGAGCAGGGCAAGAAGACCAUCGACAUCUACUGGCUGUUCGACGACGGAGGCCUCACCCUCCUCAUCCCCUAUCUCCUCGGCCGCAAGAAGAGAUGGAGCAAAUGCAGAAUCCGCGUGUUCGUGGGGGGCCAGAUCAACAGGAUGGACCAGGAGAGAAAGGCGAUCAUUUCUCUGCUGAGCAAGUUCCGGUUGGGAUUCCACGAAGUUCAUGUCCUUCCCGACAUCAACCAGAAGCCACGGGCCGAGCACAUCAAGCGCUUUGAGGACAUGAUUGCACCCUUCCGCCUGAAUGAUGGCUUCAAGGACGAGGCCACAGUCACUGAGAUGAGGCGUGACUGCCCCUGGAAGAUCUCAGAUGAGGAGAUUAACAAGAAUAGAAUCAAGUCCCUGCGGCAGGUGAGGCUGAACGAGAUUCUGCUGGAUUACUCCCGAGACGCCGCUCUGGUUGUUAUCACCCUGCCCAUAGGGAGGAAGGGGAAGUGCCCGAGCUCACUCUACAUGGCCUGGCUGGAGACGCUGUCCCAGGACCUCAGACCUCCUGUCAUCCUGAUCCGAGGAAACCAGGAGAACGUGCUCACCUUUUACUGCCAGUAGCUUCGGGCUUGGCUGUACCUGCCCAAAGCCUGAGCGCAGGGGACGCCCACCUGUCCACGGGCACAGAAGGCAUACCCUGUCACAUGUAGCAUCUGAUGAUCUGAUGGAAGUUGGUAGAUUUUCAAACAUCUGCUGGACCCCACUCCCAUCGGGCGUGUGCUCUGUGUGUUUUGUUUUUAUGGGCUAGAGAAGUAGCAGAUAGAGUUGUCUGCUCUAUCCGGUGGGUCCAUAUCCCUUUUAAGUUUUCUUUUGCUCUUGAUUACAACAAAUUAAGAUUUCAGUCUUUGAUUUGUGUACAAAUUUGAGUUAGACCGCUGGAUGUGAAUCUUGGCAGUUUCUACGGACCUUUCCUGGGAGCACCCCCUAAACACGCCACCCCCUUCCAAUGUCAGGCAAGUGGGCACCCCACAGGCACCUGCAGCCCUUACAGGAGGAAUACAGGGCCCCUUGAGCCUCCAUAAUAAUGCAAAUUUAUUUAACUGCCUCUCACUUCCUUCACUUUCAAUAAUGUGUCUAAAGUGCUUUGGUUCUUUGGUAAACCGGGACUUUCAAACUUUUCUAGAUGGCAACCUAUGGUAAGAAAUCUAUUUGACAUUGAGACUGGGAACAAAUACAGUGAAAUGAAAGUGUCACAAAACAAUCCUUAUCCUUUGCUGAGAAAGACAGAGCUUCUGGCUGAGCACUUGGAGGAGGGAGAGGGGGGUGCCUUUGGGCCAUUCAAUGGCCUGGGACCAACUCCCACUCCAGAUUAGGCAAAGCCUUUCUAGAGCCACAUGGAAAACCACUUCCUGGCAAAUGGUUGCUCCCUCUUCUGACCUCAAGGAGACUCUGAUCCAAGAACAGAGAAUGCUUUGACUUCGGGAAUUUAAAUAAAACAC
This is a messenger RNA of Odocoileus virginianus texanus, 4016 nucleotides long. The record is from RefSeq and is a predicted model, not a curated record. Lineage: Eukaryota; Metazoa; Chordata; Mammalia; Artiodactyla; Cervidae.